AUGUCGUGCUCGAGCAGCGACGAGGAUGAUACUUUCACCGGGCCGCACAGGCCUGACAUGGCGAAGGUGCGGGCGAAGCUGCGCAAUUUGCCCACGCUGGAGCGGCUGUUGGCGGAAAAGGACCCGCACGUCUACACCGACGAGCAAAUGAAUACGGCGACGACGUUCAUUGAGGCCAUCGCGCAGGCGCAGCCGUCGUCUGUGCAGCAGAUUGAACAGCAGCUGCGGAAGCUUAUGAAAAAGCACCGAGUAGUGGCGAAGAAGUCACUUUUGCUCGCGGCGUAUCGGAAGUGGCUGCAGGCGGAGACGGAGCGGCGUGGCAACGACGUGCUGGAGCGGUAUUUUGUCUCCAAAGCGCCCCGAAGUCAGUCGGGGGUCCUCGUCGUUACUGUCUUUACAUCACCGUAUCCGGAAGGGCAGAAGUUUAGCUGCAAGUGGAACUGUUACUACUGCCCGAAUGAGCCGGGGCAGCCACGCAGUUAUUUGCUUAACGAGCCUGGCGUGCGCCGCGCCAACCGGUUGGCGUUUGAUGCCUACACGCAGUUUCAAGACCGCGUGAAGUCACUUGUAGCGAUUGGACAUCCUGCCGACAAGGUUGAGUUGCUCGUACUCGGUGGUACGUGGGAGAGUUAUCCGCUCUCAUACCGUGAGUCUUUCAUCCGUGACCUCUUUUACGCCGCCAACACGCUCCAUGACUACAGCGAGGUCAAUGAUGGCACCGACAGCAAUGCAGCGGCGCCACAGCCAAGCCACUCACGGCCUCCAAUGGAUUUGCUUCAGGAACAGAUGCUGAACGAAACUGCCUUAUGCAAAAUUAUAGGAGUCACGCUGGAAACACGGCCGGAUACGAUAAACGAGGAAAUGCUGCAGCAGCUACGGCGAUUUGGCUGCACGCGGGUGCAGCUUGGUGUGCAGCACACCGAUGACGCGGUGUUGUUGGCAGUCAAUCGACAGUCUACAAGGGAGGAGGCUGUUCGCGCCAUUAAGCUUUUAAAAGAUAGCUGCUUUAAGGUCGACAUUCAUCUCAUGCCGGACUUACCAGGGUCUACUCCGGAGGGAGAUAAGGCGAUGUUUGACGAUGUUUUGUAUUCAGCGGAUCUGCAGGCGGAUCAGUGGAAAAUUUAUCCCUGUCAAACCACACCCUUCACGGUGAUUGAGCAGUGGUUCAAGGAGGGGAAGUACCAACCAUAUGGCCUGGAUAACUUAAUUGAAGUUAUUCUGCACGCCAAACGUAGAGUACAGCCAUGGGUGCGACUGAACCGCGUUAUACGCGACAUUCCCCAUGAAUACAUUCUUGGAGGUGUGGAGGUAUCAAAUCUGCGUCAACUUCUCGCGACAAAACUUCAACGGGAAGGCUGCCGUUGUCAGUGCAUUCGCUGCCGCGAGGUUAAAGCCGAUGCGGCGGCCGCGGAAAAACUUGAGGAGGCAACGCUGGUGGAGCGUCGCUACGUUGCAAGUGAGGGAGAAGAAGUGUUCGUGUCGUAUGAAAGCGUGGAUGGAUUAACACUUUUUGGCUUCUUGCGUCUUCGUGUUCACAUUCAGAACUGGAUAACCCCCUUUGACGAGCUGCGGUCAUGUGCGUUGAUCCGCGAGUUGCAUGUUUAUGGGCGAUUAGUGCCAACACACAAGGAGGCUGACACGGCGAAGGCGCAACACCGUGGCGUGGGGUCGUUGCUGCUGGAGCGGGCGGAGAGCAUCGCACGUGCCGCGGGGUACAAGAGGAUUGCCGUCAUCAGCGGUGUCGGGGUGCGCAAUUACUACCGCCGCAAAGGGUACUUUAUGGUGACACGCCCAAGCUGCGGGUUCUUCCUUGUGAAGGAGCUGCAAAUAAUAAAUAACAUGGAGGAGAACGGAAAGAUGACAGUAGCGUCAAAUGGACGUGAUGAAAGACCGCGAGGUGCUGGCGAAAGAGCAACGGAGGUGGAGCAGAAUACCACCACACCGCAUGGAGACGAACACAUGAGCAGCAGCCGUGGCUGGUGGCGGUACAUUUCCGCUUUCUGGGGACGCUGGAAGCGGCCACGGGGUGAGGAAUGA
Messenger RNA from Trypanosoma cruzi, 2037 nucleotides. RefSeq names its product histone acethyltransferase-like protein, putative. NCBI's taxonomy places the organism in Eukaryota, Euglenozoa, Kinetoplastea, Trypanosomatida, Trypanosomatidae. The record is from RefSeq and is a predicted model, not a curated record. Gene Ontology annotation, biological process: tRNA wobble base 5-methoxycarbonylmethyl-2-thiouridinylation. Gene Ontology annotation, molecular function: catalytic activity; iron-sulfur cluster binding. The transcript has a single exon. Gene Ontology annotation, cellular component: nucleus; elongator holoenzyme complex; cytoplasm. Bases 1 to 2037 code for a protein of 678 amino acids.